Drosophila subobscura is the source of this 1702-nucleotide messenger RNA. RefSeq names its product Bardet-Biedl syndrome 4 protein homolog (gene BBS4). Gene Ontology annotation, biological process: protein localization to cilium; cilium assembly. The transcript is spliced from 10 exons. Gene Ontology annotation, cellular component: ciliary basal body. Lineage: Eukaryota; Metazoa; Arthropoda; Insecta; Diptera; Drosophilidae. The record is from RefSeq and is a predicted model, not a curated record. Bases 160 to 1608 code for a protein of 482 amino acids. Gene Ontology annotation, molecular function: protein binding.
CAAAGGCAAUCGGACGAGAACCUCCCCAGCAACUAUUCAGACGCCAUGGCAACGCCCAGCCACUAGCCACAGUCAAAACAAAAAACUCGAAUUAUCGGUGACCGAAAACUUUUCCGUUUGAAGAGAAAAUCCAAUAAAACAAGAAAAAUAAAGCUAUCCAUGUACGAAGCCGGCUCGGAGCAGAUCAAUUGCAACGGCAGAAUCAUCGAAUUGCCCAGCUUGGAGGUGGUGCGUCCAGCUCCCACAAUGCCCAGCGAUGCAAACAUUGAUUGGCUGCUCCACAUUUACUUUACGCGGCACGAGUUUGGCCGCUGCCGCCGUCUCAUCGAACGUGAGCUGAAUCGACAUCUGAAUGCCGAGUAUCUGCACUUUGUCCUGGGCCUAAUUGACCGCGAAGAGGGCAACCACAUCGAGGCGCUGCGACACCUGCAAAGGUCCCUGGAGUUAAAUCCGCAGAACAUCGAGACGUACAAGGAAAUCGGACGGACGCUGUACGUGAUGGGUCGCUUUAGUCAAUCGCUUGACGUGUUCCGCGAGGCCGAGCAGCGCAGUCCCCGCAAAGACCACGAAAUCUAUCACUAUCUGGGCGAGCUGCUGUACCGUGCGGCGACCACACAGACCCAACUGGAGCUGGCCAAGAAGCAGCAGGACGAGGCGCGUGCAUAUUUCGAGCUGGCCGUACAAACGGGCAAGAAGCUGGAGAGCCACGUCCGGCUGGCUGAGCUCUAUCGCAAGGACAAGCAAUACCAGCAAGCCAUCGAUGUGCUCGAGAACUGUUUGCAUUUGACGCCGGAGAAUGCCGAGGUGUUGAUUGAAAUCAGCGUUUUGUAUUUAAAAAUCAAUGAGACCCAAAAGGCCUACGAUCGCUUGGCGGAAGUCGUCAACAUUGAACGGAAAUGCUCGCCCAAGGGCCUGCUAGCCUUUGGCGCCAUACUUCAGUCCCGCAACGAUGUCGAUGGCGCCUUGGGCAAGUACAGCCAAAUCGCAAACGCCGAGCCGGAAAUUGCCGAACUCUGGAACAACAUUGGUUUGUGCUUCUUCAAGAAGCAAAAAUUCAUUGCGGCCGUUUCAUCGCUGCGCAAAUCCGUCUGGCUUUCGCCGCUCAAUUACAAUGCUCUCUACAACUUGAGUCUCAUCUACAUAGCCUCGGAACAAUAUGCCAGCGCUUUUCACACGCUGGCCGCAGCCAUAAACUUGCGCAAGGACAAUGCCGAGUGCUACAUGCUGUUGGGCCUCUGUCUGCGCAAACUGGACGAUGUGGACAACGCUUUUGUGGCCCUUGAACGGUCCAGCAACAUGGCCACUGGGCAGCCGCAGAGUGCCGCACGUAAUCCUUUGGUAUUCCUGAACUUUGCCCUCUUCUGCUACGAAACCGGACGCCUGACUUUGGCCGCGGAGCAGUACAAUCGAUUCCUAAGCCAGGCCCAGGACCUAAUGCUGCCCACGGAAUACAAGUUCCAGGCCACGAAACUCAAGUCCCUGCUGCGUAUCUCCAAUCAUGCGAAUGGAAUGCUGCAACUCGAUGCCGCUGACUCGGAGGAGACUGCGGUGGGAGCGGCAGCAGAAGAGCUGCCCCUGGAGGUGAAUGCCGUUGUCAGCCAGAACUGAAGCGGAAAGCGAUUAAACACAGCCACAAGCGACUGUCAUAAUCCCGAAUGAAAGAGAACAUGCAGUACUCUUAUUGACAUCAAAGAUGCUUAAC